AUGAUCGAAAUGUGCCAAGGGUUCUUGGCGAAUAUGAACAGUUCGAGCACUUCCUCCUUCUGCCACUUCUUCGAGGGAACGGAGAAACUGUUGGAGAUUUGGUUCGACAAAUACGACGACAAUGAGGCCGACUGUGAUCUCAGACACAUCCAGAGUUCAAGCACUUCCUCCUUCUGCCACUUCUUCGAGGGAACGGAGAAACUGUUGGAGAUUUGGUUCGACAAAUACGACGACAAUGAGGCCGACUGUGAUCUCAGACACAUCCAGAGGAAAGCGUGGGACUCGUUGCUAAGUUUUGUGAAUUGUAAGAUCAUCUCGUUCAAACGCAAUGAACACUUGGAUGCCUACGUGUUGAGACACUGGUGGGGCCGCCCUGACCUCCCGUUUGCACCCCAUACGGGAAUAAGGGGUCACUCCAAUGAGAGCUCACUGUUUGUAUCAAAGAAUCGCAUAAUAAUCAAGACGUGCGGCUCAACCACACUAUUGCGAUGUCUGGAACCGCUUCUAUAUCUUGUUAAACAAAUGGCCGGUUUUGAUGAAGUGGUGGACAUCUUCUAUUCGCGCAAGAAUUUCAUGAGACCUGAACUCCAGGACGACUCGCACCGGACCUUCGAGAACGAGGUCGAGGCACUCGACAACCUCUUUGAUGAUGGCUCGGCAUACUGUAUGGGGCGUAUGAACAGCGACUGCUGGUACUUAUAUACCCUAAACUCGCCCCAAAUGGAGUCCAAAUCGUUCAAACAAACACCGGACCAGACAUUUGAGGUGAUUAUGCAACAGUUGGACCCGAAGGUGAUGAACAUAUUCACCCGCGCGGUGUCGGCGUCGGCCAAAGAGGCCACACAGAAGUCGGGCAUCGAUAAGCUGAUGCCCGGUAUGACGAUCGACGACUUCUUGUUCGACCCGUGCGGCUACUCUAUGAACGGUCUCAUUAAAGGGGGCUAUUAUGUAACGAUUCACAUAACACCGGAGCCUCACUGUUCGUACGUGAGCUUCGAGACGAACGCCCCGCACAACUCGUACCCGGAUCUGGUGAACCGACUACUCAAGGCAUUUGCACCUGGCAAGUUUCUCAUGACUAUUUGCGCCAAUGAGUCCUCGUCGGCGUACAACUCGCAGAAGGAGUUCCGUGGCGUUGAGUUCGCGGGCUUUGACCGCAAAGAGCUACAGGUGUGUCGGUUCAAGAACUACGACAUCACGUACGGGACGUUCGCCAAACCCAACAGCUGAGGCCUACUGAGCGGCCUGUGGUCUGGACACGGCUUUAAACACCAUUACAAUAAACGACACAAAUUUAAUAACACUACACACUAUUAUCGAUACAAACCAAUAAUCCAACAAAACGACUAUGAUGAAAUCACUAUUAUAUUACUUAUCAUUAUAGAUAAUAUUAGCGCUUGUUUUCUAAUCUAUUUUAGGCUUUCCUUGUUUUCAUUGCAAAUAUUUUGGGGCAGAAUUUCCUGAGACCCGCCGGCAGGGGCUGUAACGGGACUCUCACUCUAUUUAAAUAUAUAUACCUAUUAUAUGGACACUCAGUGGUCACUGAGACCACGUUGUUGUGGUCCGGCGCAGACCUCUCGGCCUCGUACUGGAGGCCUACAAAAGGGGUGCUAUAAUUGCCGGUCUGUUGGGCUUUGAAAUCGGUUUUUGUUUGACCAGAAUUUUAAUGAAUUGUUUUAAAUGAAAACUGUUAUCGCGUUGUGUUUUGCCGGACUCUAUAGGCCGGCCAUGUUUACCGUCGGGUUGUUUUGCUGUUAGCGGCGAACCAGUUAAUUGAUAUUUGAAUUUUAAACU
This is a messenger RNA of Medioppia subpectinata, 1794 nucleotides long. NCBI's taxonomy places the organism in Eukaryota, Metazoa, Arthropoda, Arachnida, Sarcoptiformes, Oppiidae. The record is from the annotation of a GenBank genome assembly.